Messenger RNA from Quercus robur (English oak), 1473 nucleotides. RefSeq names its product UPF0481 protein At3g47200-like. The transcript has 2 exons. NCBI's taxonomy places the organism in Eukaryota, Viridiplantae, Streptophyta, Magnoliopsida, Fagales, Fagaceae. The record is from RefSeq and is a predicted model, not a curated record. The coding region runs from base 116 to 1039 and encodes 307 amino acids.
CCUCUGUUGAUCUCUUUUCUCAUUAUUCUUGUUUUUCCUUUCCCACAAAUCGCAUCUCCGUCCGGAACUCCUAUCUCGCCUUCGGCCGCUAGUGCUAGUGCUAGUGCUACACAAUAUGUCAACAAGUAUAACUGAGACAGGAGGCUCUUCAACGGCAACUGGAAUUGGAAAUUUGGAAAUGUCAACAAUAUCUGGAGGUUCGACGCAGCAAUUCUCAACUGGGGGUUUGAUCAAUGUUCCAGAUCACCUUCGCAAACUGGAUGAGCAAGCCUUCACUCCUCUACUUAUUUCUAUUGGCCCUAUUCACCACUCCAAUGUAAAAUUACAAACCAUGAAAAAGUACAAAGUUCUAUUUUGUGAGCGUUUCAUGCAACGGGCUAACAUAAACUUGCAGAAUUUAGAAGACAAAAUAAGAAGGAGGGAAGACGAAAUUCGCUCUUACUAUACAGGGACGAUUUUCUCCAGCAUAAGCAGUGAUGAUUUUGUGACAAUGAUUCGGGUGGAUGGGAUGUUCAUUCUUGAGUACUUCUUGAGAGAUUCUGACCCACGUUUGGUAAGGAACGAUCAUAUGAUAGCGGAAUGGAUGCGUCCAAUUUUGAAAUUUGACUUGGUAUUACUUGAAAAUCAGCUUCCCUUUUUUGUUUUAGAGAUGUUGUUCAAUCUAGCAACCUUUCCGGAUGACUUAGAGAUAAAUCACCUUCCUUUAAGGUAUCUUGCUUUUGGUUUCUUUCAAUGUUACAACUUUCAAAUGAAGGAGCUUGGUUAUUUCAAUGUGAAAAUUGAACACUUCACAGAUCUGGUUAGAUUGUUUUAUCUAAGUGAACAAUUACUAGAUAGAAGAUCUGGAGGGGCUAAACUGUCAUACUCUGCAACCCAGCUACAUGAGGCAGGAAUCAAGUUUAAGGGAGUUGAGUUUGAUGAGAAUAUGAGACGUUAUAGAGGGAAUAGACGCUUUCUUGACAUAAGGUUCGAUUUAAAGAAUGGAGUGUUGGAAAUCCCAUGCAUUGCAUUAAAUGAGGAGAAAAUACGUCUUCUUUGAAACAUUAUUGCAUUAGAGCAAUCCAUUUAUGUAGAGCACGCAUAUGUUAUGGAUUUCUUUGUCAUCUUGAAUUUCCUUAUCAAAACUUCCAAAGAUGUAGAUUUACUUUGUGAUAAGGGAAUCCUCAUUAAUUACCUUGGCGACAGCAAUGCAGCAGCAUCAGCUGUCAACAAUCUUAACACCAAAAUCUUAGGGGAUUAUAUGAAUAAAGAAUACUUGAAAAUAUGUGAAGAUUUGAAUGCAUCCUAUGAGCAACUUUGGUAUGGAUGGAGGGCACCGUGGCAUAGAUGGAAGGAAACGUUAUGGCGUCAAUAUUUUAGCACUCCUUGGAGAGCUGCUUCUACCAGUGGUGGUAUUAUCCUUCUUGUGCUCACAGCCAUACAAAUUGUAUGCUCUGUAAAGUCCACUAAGUGGUGACAGAUAUGCAGCAGUUC